Melanaphis sacchari is the source of this 926-nucleotide messenger RNA. RefSeq lists its product as uncharacterized. The record is from RefSeq and is a predicted model, not a curated record. NCBI's taxonomy places the organism in Eukaryota, Metazoa, Arthropoda, Insecta, Hemiptera, Aphididae. Bases 91 to 774 code for a protein of 227 amino acids. The transcript has 3 exons.
UAAAACAUUUCCUGGAAUUUUCAGGCAUAUUUCGACGAUUCUUGUUUUUUUUCGGUCAUUUUACAGUUAUUUUUCGGUCAGUUCAAUAGAAUGGAAGCGUUCAGAAACGCUGUGCAUAUAGUCAUGAACAGAUCGUCCGAUGACCAACAAUUGGACUGCACACUCAUGGCGUCAGUUCAAAAGCAGCUAAACGAAGUUGCGGACGCCGUGACUUCGGUAUGGCCUCUUGCUGCGUUGUCAGAACUAGAAAGACGCGAAUGCGCCAAAACUUCGGCCGUAAGACGGUUUCCGGCGAGAAGCAUCGUUUACGACGAUAAUCGUAACUCCAACGAGGCGAAUGCUUAUUUCGUUCUCGAAGGUCGGUGUACUUGCACGCAGCGACUCCGUAUCUGUAAAAUGACAGUAAAUGGCCGCAACCGUUUUACAAUGAUCCGAGAUUAUAAUGACGAUGGCCAAUCAUAUUCGGACACACAGAAAAAUGUGCAGACAGUCUAUGUGAAGAUUUCCGAUCUACGUCCAGGUUCGGUUUUCGGUCUGGGAGAAAAGCGUUCAGAUCGGAUAGUGAUUGCCACAACUGAUGUCAAAUGUCUGCUUGUCCCGUUGUCAUUCCUCGCUAAACACAACGGGUCCAACAUCUGGGGAAGAACUGUGUGCUCUCUGAACGGCACCAACCCAACAGCCGAACAGUCGUUCCGGAAGUUUGUCGUGGAAAACAGAUGGGAAGAGUACAAGAAGUCGUUAGCGAGCGACUUGUUCCGGAAAUGCCAACCAUAAUACUGUUAUUAUUAUUAUGACCAAUGGCCACUGUGUAUAGAAUUAUAUUUUAUGUUAUUUUUACGAACGACGUAGUAUAAUCGCAUCGUGUCUUUUCUUUUUAUUAUUACUAAAUAGGUUAAGUACCUACCUUUGGUUUAAGUAACCUAUAU